AAGUUGUGUAUGUUGUCACCGGAACAAAAGGCAUGUUCCAUUCCGCUUCAGAGAUGUACAUAAAGGAGUACGAAGAAGAGGUUUCAGGGUAAGUGAGAAAUGGAGGAGAAGGGGUCGAAACAGUGGAAUUUCGGAGCGAACAAAGCUCUUGAAAGGUCGAGUAAGGACGGCCUUCGAGAGGUUCUCCACAUACUGCGUUCAAGUCUCGACCCUUCCGAGAGCAGACCCGUCAUUGCUCUCGGACACGGCGACCCUUCCUCCUUCCCCAGCUUCCGCAUCGAUGAGGCCACUGAGAAUGCUGUCGCCAAAGCUCUCCUCUCCGCCAAGUUUAACAGCUAUUCUUAUACCUCCGGUAUCCCUAUUGCCAGGAAGGCUGUUGCGGAGUAUAUCUCCCGGGAUUUGUCGUACAAAGUAUCGCCAGAAGAAGUGCAUGUAGUUGCUGGUUGCAAGCAAGGGAUAGAGGUUCUGAUAUCAGUACUGGCUCGUCCUGGAGCCAACAUCCUGCUGCCAAGGCCUGGUUUCUCGGCUUACGGGUCCCGAGCCUCUUUCAGCCAACUCGAGGUCCGAUAUUUCAACCUCUUGCCCGAUAAGGGCUGGGAGGUCGAUCUUGAUGCUGUUAAAGCUUUGGCAGACGAUAAAACCGCUGCCAUGCUGAUUAUAAACCCUUGCAAUCCUUGUGGAAAUGUACUCUCUCGUCAACAUCUGCGAAAGAUUGCUGAGACGGCUCGAGAGCUGAGAAUAAUGGUGAUAGCAGACGAAGUAUACGAGCGUUUCGUGUUUGGGAGCGAAGCAUUUGUGUCGAUGGCAGAGUAUGCAGAGAUAGCACCCGUGAUCAAGCUGGGUGGCUUAUCAAAGGGUUGGUUCUUACCUGGCUGGAGACUUGGUUGGAUUGUCACUUUUGACCCUCACCACAUCCUUAAACAAUCCGGGUUUGUGAGGAGUCUAAACAACUAUCUCAACAUGACGACCGACGCCGUGACAUUUAUUCAGGGGGCGAUCCCUGAAAUACUCGGAAAAGAAGAUAGGUUUUACAUGAAACUGGAGUUGAUAAGAGAAUGUGGAGAGAUAUGUUACGAGGAGAUGAAGAAGAUCCCCUGCCUCAACUGCCCCUCCAAACCCCAAGGAUCAAUGUUUCUGAUGGUAAGGUUAAAGCUCUGGUUGCUUGAAGACAUUAGAGAUGACUUGGACUUCUGCUGCAAAUUGGCCAAAGAGGAAUCGCUUAUCAUCCUGCCUGGUAGAGCAGUUGGACUCAAGAACUGGCUCCGGAUCACAUUCGCAGUUGAGGUUCAAUCUCUUAGAGACGCAAUUUCCAGACUAAAGAGUUUCGUCCACAGGCACUCUCUAAAGUGAAUGAGGCUGUCCCCUCUUCUUAGUUCCUUUCAAUGAAUGUAUGCCUCAAAGUAUGAACCUUUUUUUUUUUUUUAUGUUUUAUCUGUUUUGUUGCUCAAUAAUCCUCUCAUGUGCUAGCUCUUACCGUUGGAAGCCCAUGAGACAAGGGCCCAAAAAAGAACCAUAUUUUGCUUUACCGUUGAAAAAGAACGGACCCAUAUGCCGCCGUCAAGAUUCAAA
Messenger RNA from Tarenaya hassleriana, 1569 nucleotides. Its product is annotated as tyrosine aminotransferase-like. The record is from RefSeq and is a predicted model, not a curated record. Gene Ontology annotation, biological process: biosynthetic process; amino acid metabolic process. Gene Ontology annotation, molecular function: transaminase activity; pyridoxal phosphate binding. Bases 100 to 1350 code for a protein of 416 amino acids. The transcript is spliced from 7 exons. Lineage: Eukaryota; Viridiplantae; Streptophyta; Magnoliopsida; Brassicales; Cleomaceae.